ACUGGACAACUCUUCCACCUCCACUGGCAAAACCCUAAAACGCUAAUCAUCGCAAUUUCACUAUCUCCCAAGUUCAAAGCCAAAGCCACAUGGGUAUGGCUUCUGGAUGUAACGUUUCGAAGAAGAAGAUAUCUGGGUUCUCUUCAUAUUUGCUUCAAACAUUGAAAAACCCACCUGGGUUUAGCUCGAAGUAUCCUCCAUUAUCGGGCUUGAACUCAAAAAGACAUAUUUUUUGGGCUUCCACACAUGAAUUUCCGCAGAAUAUUUAUGGGUUUUCUUCAUAUGUGAUUCAAACAAUGGAAAGCCCACUCGGGUGUCAUAAAGAUUUCGUAUCACAGUCUCGAAAUUUCUCAAGUUCGAAUUCGAACAAGGUGGUCUUGUGUUCCGGGUAUGGUUUUUUGGGGAAGAACAUGACUAGGUUCUCUUCAGUUAUGAUGGAAACCUCGAUAAACCCAUCUGGGUUUCAUCAAGUUUCAGGCAAUUCCAGGUGGGUUAGGCAGUUUGGUUCUCAGGCGGCCGCAGAAGCCUCGACCUCAGAUGGCCUUACGGUGGAAGGAAUAAUUGCUAAUCAGUGGCCAAUUCUUGAUGAAAGUGAAAGCGAUUGGAAGAGUCAUGCUGCUGCAAUUGCUCUGUCCAUUCAUCUGAUCAAGAAGCGCCUACAGUGGAAGAAAUUGGUGGUUAGGUUGGACGUAUUAUCUGCUCAGUUGAAUAAGCCAGACUUAUGGGACAACCCUGUUCAUGCUGGGAAGAUAAGCCGAGAGCAUGGUAUGCUCAUGGGUAAAAUGAAGGGGGUGAAGAAUUUGGAGCAAGAGCUGCUUGAGCAUAUUGACAUGGUAAAGCUCGCCCGAGAAGAGAAUGAUCCAGAGUUGGAAUCGGAAUCCUUGAAAGCUUUGCUUGGAAUGAGAAGAAAUUCGAAGGAGAAAGAACUUGAAGCUUUGUUAGCCGGGGAUCAUGAUUCUUGCUCUUGUUACAUUGAGGUUCAAGCUGGUGCUGGGGGUACAGAGAGCAUGGACUGGGCUGCAAUGGUCAUGCAGAUGUAUAAAAUGUGGGCUCAGCGCCGUGGAUAUGGAGUCACUGUAGUGGAUGAAAUGCCUGGUGAGAUUGCAGGAAUCAAGCGAGCAACAAUAAAAGUAGAUGGUGAAUAUUCAUUUGGGUAUGCCAAAGCAGAAGUAGGAGUGCACAGGUUGGUACGUAUCUCACCAUUUGACAGUGGAAAGCGUCGGCAUACUUCAUUUGCUGCUGUGGCUGUGAUUCCGAUUCUGGGUGAUGCAUCUUCUCAUGUUCAAAUUAAUGAAUCUGAUCUUCGUAUUGAGCGGUUUCGUGCUGGGGGAGCUGGUGGCCAGCAUGUUAACACUACUGAGAGUGCUGUGAGAAUCGUUCACAUUCCUACAGGAGUCACUGCUACUUGUCAAAAUGAAAGAUCACAACACCAGAACAAGGCUUCAGCCAUGGCUGUGCUUCAGUCCCGACUCGACCAGCUUGAGAUCUCUCGCCAGGCUCAGAUCAAUGCUCAGCAUACCCAGUCUCUCACCGACAUCAGUUGGGGCAACCAGAUACGAACCUAUGUCCUCCAUCCUUAUCGGAUGGUCAAGGAUCUUAGAACCAAUUAUGAGGUUUCAGACCCUGAUUCGGUCCUGGAGGGGGAUCUUGACGGCUUCAUCCUGAGCUAUUUGUCGGCUUCCUUGGACAAGGAUGAGGGUGAAGGUGGCAUUUAAAAAUAUUUGCAGAACUCUGCAUACCUGCUGGAAUUCUGAAAGCUCAGCCCCAUGUUCAGGCAUCCAAGGUAUGAUCUGGGUUGAUGCCCUUGUUCUAAGCUUCAGCUGCAAUAUCCGGCAUCUGCACAGGAUGAUCAUCAAGGGAUGGUAUAGUUGGAGUUGGAGAGAACACCGGGAUUUGUAUGGUGGGGUGAAAGGGUUUUUCUUCACAAUGGAUAUGUAUUCUUUUGAUGUCAAGUUUGGUUACUAACUGCUGCUGCAAUAAAUUCAUCUAGCAAUUAGAUUCACGGUUCUUCA
Molecule: messenger RNA, 2012 nt
Organism: Vitis riparia (riverbank grape)
Lineage: Eukaryota; Viridiplantae; Streptophyta; Magnoliopsida; Vitales; Vitaceae
Product: peptide chain release factor PrfB2, chloroplastic
Exons: 7
Coding region: 90-1715 (541 amino acids)
Biological process (GO): translational termination
Cellular component (GO): cytoplasm
Molecular function (GO): translation release factor activity, codon specific
Source: RefSeq, a predicted model, not a curated record